CGCGUGUGACGCAACAAGUAUGCAUGUUCAAUGGUCGCGACGUAUUAAUAAUUUCACUUAAGCCGUGUUCUGGUUACUUCGAGCAUGCUGUUGUUGGUGAGCGGGCAACAUACGAAGCAUCGUCAGUGAUAUAACCGUCAGCUGAUCGUUGAUUACGCACCUGAGCGCGUAUCGUCGUAUCAUCGGCUCAGUCGCGUCAGUCACAUUCCAGAGGAACGUCAAAAUGAAGAACGGCAACCAAAUCAUGGCGGAGGCUCUGAAGAAGCAGGGUCUGACUUACGUCUUCGGCAUCAUGGGUCACCCUGUGAUCGAACUGGCCAUGUGCAUGCAAGCCGUCGGCCUGGAGUACCUGGGCUUCCGGAACGAGCAAGCCGCGUGUUACGCCGCGCAAGCCUACGGAUACCUGACGCAAAAACCUGCGGUGGUGUUGUGCGUGUCCGGCCCGGGCGUACUGCACGUCAUCGGCGGUAUGGCGAACGCGCAGGUGAACUGCUGGCCGGUACUCGUCCUGGGCGGAUCUUGUCCUCAGGAUCACGAAGGGAUCGGCGGAUUUCAGGAGUGGCCGCAGGUCGAAGCAUGCCGACCUUACUGCAAAUACGCCGCUAGGCCACCCUCGGCCACCCUCAUACCGAUGCACGUCGAGAAAGCUGUGCGACUGGCCACUUACGGUAGACCAGGCGCCGCGUAUCUCGACUUACCUGCCACAUUGUUGACGCAGAAUGUCGAGGAGAACAAAAUAACGAAGGUCGUGCCUUGUCCACCGUCGCCGUUGUCGUAUCCCGACGUGAGAUUGAUCGAACGGGCGGUGGAUAUACUGAUGGCAUCGAAGAGACCAUUAGUGAUAGUUGGCAAGGGAGCCGCUUACGGUAGAGCUGAGGACGCGGUGCGAGAGCUGAUUUCUUUGACGGCUGCGCCUUUCCUGCCGACCCCCAUGGGUAAAGGAGUCGUACCAGACACGAACGAGCAUUGCGUCUCCAGCGCGCGGACGUUCGCUUUGCAGCAAUCCGAUGUAGUGCUGUUAUUGGGCGCGAGACUGAACUGGAUGCUCCAUUUUGGCCGACCACCCAGGUUUCAGGAAACCAUCAAAGUCAUACAGAUUGACUUGUGCGCCGAAGAACUGCACAAUUCCGUACCGUCCGCCGUUGCCAUACAGUCCGACAUUGCGCCAGCAACGAAUCUUUUGGCGUGCGCGUUGAAAAGUCGAAAGUGGCGAGUCGACCGACGUGGCACAUGGUGGAGCGAGCUCGUGGAGAAAGUCAAGAAGAAUAAGCAAUUGCUUCACCGCAUGUCGUUGGACACCAACGUGCCCCUGAAUUAUUACACGGUCUUUACACAUAUUCAAGAUGUCAUACCGAAAGAUUGUAUCAUUUGCUCCGAGGGAGCUAAUACAAUGGAUAUUGGUAGAACUAUCCUCUUGAACGAUUUGCCUCGUCAUAGAUUGGACGCCGGCACAUUCGGCACUAUGGGCGUAGGGCUCGGAUUCGCGAUCGCAGCCGCUCUUUAUUGCAAAGAGAGAGCACCGAGGAAAAGGGUGAUUUGCGUGGAAGGAGACAGCGCUUUCGGAUUUUCCGGAAUGGAGAUUGAGACGAUGUUUCGGUACAAAUUGCCGGUGAUUAUUAUAAUUGUGAAUAAUAAUGGUAUAUACGGUGGUCUUGAUAAGGAGACCUUCAGACAAGUGCAAUCAUCUGGAGAUCCUACGCAAGUAACUCCUCCAUUUUCCUUAACGUCCGAAACUCAUUAUGAAAAGAUGAUGGAGAUGUUUGGAAGGAAAGGACACUUUUGUACCACAGUGCAGGAUAUACAACAGGCAUUGAAACUAUCUUUCCAGGUAACUGAUAGUCCCAGUUUGAUCAAUAUUAUGAUUAACCCACAAGCAGAUCGUAAGGAACAAAAAUUCAACUGGUUGACAGAAUCAAAACUAUAAGCAUAUGGAGGAUUGUCUAUGGUAAAUUGUAAAGUUAGAAUAUUACUUAUGCUAUAGC
Harpegnathos saltator (Jerdon's jumping ant) is the source of this 1982-nucleotide messenger RNA. RefSeq names its product 2-hydroxyacyl-CoA lyase (gene Hacl). The record is from RefSeq and is a predicted model, not a curated record. The transcript has 13 exons. Bases 224 to 1924 code for a protein of 566 amino acids. Gene Ontology annotation, cellular component: peroxisome. Gene Ontology annotation, molecular function: catalytic activity; magnesium ion binding; thiamine pyrophosphate binding. NCBI's taxonomy places the organism in Eukaryota, Metazoa, Arthropoda, Insecta, Hymenoptera, Formicidae. Gene Ontology annotation, biological process: fatty acid alpha-oxidation.